Molecule: messenger RNA, 1240 nt
Organism: Styela clava
Lineage: Eukaryota; Metazoa; Chordata; Ascidiacea; Stolidobranchia; Styelidae
Product: glutathione S-transferase 1-1-like
Biological process (GO): glutathione metabolic process
Molecular function (GO): glutathione transferase activity
Source: RefSeq, a predicted model, not a curated record
GGUGGUCCCGGUUCAGAUAACAGGCUGUUAGAAGCUCCGCGCAUUGUCAUUUUGUCCGGGAAGCAAUUCCAUUUUUUAAGUUGAAUGAAUCGAUAAAUCUUGGUCACAAUUUUUAUCUGCUUAGCAGUGUUUCUAGAAUAUAUUUGUAUACUGAUUAGUAUUUUAAAAGCUUGGUAGUAAUUUUAUAAUAUUUUUUAGGUUUUCAUCGAUAUUAGUAUAAUAUUAUAAAAAAAAUUAACAAUGUCUUGCAACGUUGAUUUUUACUAUUUCACUGUAAGUCCACCAUCGCGUGCAGUUUGGAUGACUUUGGAAGAACUGGGAAUCAAAUAUAAUGAGCAUAUUGUCGAUAUUUCAAAGGGCGAGCACAAGACUGCUGACUACAAAAAGAUCAGUUUUCGCCAAAAGGUUCCGGCAAUCAAAGAUGGCGACUUAUGUCUUGCAGAAAGUCGGGCUAUUGCGGCCUAUCUUGUAAGUGAAUACGGUGCCCAACAGAAGAAACAAUACCUUUAUCCACAAGAAUCUAAACUAAGAGCAAAAAUCGACCAACAUCUCUACAUCGGUGAAAAUAUUUUUGAUCAGAUUCAAGCUUAUGUAAACGUAGGCGGGGUUUUGUUCAGAGGAGAGAAAACAAGAUUGGAGAAAGUUGAUGAAGCGAAAGCCGCUCUCGGAUCAAUAGAAUUCAUGUUGGAAGACCACGCCUACACGGCGGGAGAUAAGCUAACGAUCGCCGAUUUCUUUUACUACAUCGCCAUUCAACUUCUAUCGCUAACUGACUUUGACGAGUUCGAUAAAUUUCCAAAAGUUGUUGAAUGGAAAAAGAAAAUGCAAUCUCUUCCCUACCAUAAGAAAACAUGUGACGAACCGAUGACAAAAUUUCGUCAAUAUUAUCAACAUGUUCUGUCAAGCAAGAAGGAAUGAAGUUUACUGACGAAAUAGCUUCAUAGAUCCAAACGAGAGAGUUAGACCUAUUAUCAAAUAUUGCAUAUUAUUGAGUCAGUUUUCGCUUGAGAAAUGUCUCUACAAGUAUUAUUUUUAAGAAUACCCAGUGGAAACGUUUCUAGUUGUUUCACCUGUUGUUUCUAUUGUUAUCUCAAUUAUCUACCGUGAUUGAUAUUGAUGUUUAUUUGAGUUUGUUUGAGUUAAAGGAACCGAGUAACAAGUUUUAUUUUCAUGUAUACCUCAUGUAUUAUACCUAUUAUUUUAUGACUAAAAAAGAUAUAUCACAAUACUAAUUAAGGCA